AUGAACGUAAUUCAUAUUAAUUCAAAAAACGUGUUAUUUAUAUUUUUGGCGCUUUUAUCACAUAUUAUUAAAGAAGUGAAUAUGUGCUACGGCAGUGAUCUUCCCAAUAAUACUAUAAAAGCUACUCCUACAAAUUCUACGCCUGUUGUUGAUGAUAAUAAAAAGGAAGAAAUUUUAGGUUUGUGUCCAGUUGGAGUAAAGUGUAUGGAUUUAGGAGCAGAAUGUUUAAACUGUACUUUCAAUUUCAGUUGCAUUUAUGGAGAUGUUUAUACUGCAAAUUGUACUAUACAGGAAUAUGUUAAUUGUUCAGGUGCAAAGGUUUUUCAAAAACAAUACAUAUGUCGUUAUUGUUAUUUAACUGAACAUUGGGAACACAAGUGUCAUUUAAAAAAUUCUUGUAGUUCUGUAGCAUCACCUCAGCAAUAUUACAAAACAAAUUGUACAGUUAAUAGUAAUGUAUUAUGUUUGGGUAGAAGAAAGUUUACGAAGAAUAUACGAUGCAAUUGGACGGUAGGAUACAAGUGGUCAACUGCAUUGAUAUUGAGCAUUACUUUAGGAGGUUUUGGUGCAGAUAGGUUCUAUUUGGGACAUUGGCAAGAGGGUAUUGGAAAAUUAUUUAGUUUUGGAGGACUCGGUGUAUGGACUUUAAUUGAUGUAAUAUUAAUUUCAAUGAGAUAUUUAGGACCAGCUGAUGGAUCUCUUUAUAUUUAAUUAUUAUAUUAAUCUCGUUAUA
Molecule: messenger RNA, 733 nt
Organism: Polistes dominula (European paper wasp)
Lineage: Eukaryota; Metazoa; Arthropoda; Insecta; Hymenoptera; Vespidae
Gene: amx
Product: TM2 domain-containing protein 3 almondex
Source: RefSeq, a predicted model, not a curated record